Messenger RNA from Taeniopygia guttata (zebra finch), 8389 nucleotides. It is a transcript of the gene CDK19, whose product is annotated as cyclin dependent kinase 19. Gene Ontology annotation, molecular function: ATP binding; protein serine/threonine kinase activity. Gene Ontology annotation, biological process: protein phosphorylation. Gene Ontology annotation, cellular component: cytosol; nucleus. Lineage: Eukaryota; Metazoa; Chordata; Aves; Passeriformes; Estrildidae. The record is from RefSeq and is a predicted model, not a curated record.
GAGCCCAGUUGAAGCGGGUGGCGGCGGCGGAGCGCGCCCCCUCCCCCCCGCCGAAAAGCCCCAAACCAAAACAAAAACAAACCGGCCCCCCCGUCCCCCUCGCCCGCCGCCCCCGCCGAGCCCCGGACAUGGCGGCGCCGGGAGGGGGCUCCGCCAGCUGCGGCUGCUGAUCCGGCCGCCGCGUCCCCCUGCCCGCCCGUCCCUCCCCGCCCAUGGGCGAGACAUGGACUACGAGUUCAAGUCGAAGCUGGCGGCCGAGCGCGAGCGGGUGGAGGACCUGUUCGAGUACGAGGGAUGCAAGGUGGGCAGAGGCACCUACGGGCACGUCUACAAGGCCCGCCGCAAGGACGGAAAAGAUGAAAAGGAGUAUGCACUGAAGCAAAUUGAAGGUACAGGGAUAUCCAUGUCGGCCUGUAGAGAGAUUGCACUUUUACGAGAGUUGAAGCACCCAAAUGUGAUUGCAUUGCAGAAGGUUUUCCUUUCUCACAGUGACAGAAAGGUUUGGCUGCUGUUUGAUUAUGCUGAGCAUGACUUGUGGCAUAUUAUCAAGUUUCACCGUGCCUCAAAAGCAAAUAAAAAACCCAUGCAGUUGCCAAGAUCUAUGGUUAAAUCCCUACUCUACCAGAUCCUCGAUGGAAUCCAUUACCUCCAUGCAAACUGGGUGCUUCACAGAGAUCUGAAACCAGCAAACAUUCUGGUAAUGGGGGAAGGUCCUGAAAGAGGAAGAGUCAAAAUAGCUGAUAUGGGUUUUGCAAGAUUGUUUAACUCGCCUCUGAAGCCAUUGGCAGACUUGGAUCCAGUUGUGGUGACAUUCUGGUACAGAGCUCCAGAGCUGUUACUUGGGGCCAGACACUACACAAAGGCCAUUGAUAUUUGGGCAAUUGGCUGCAUAUUUGCUGAACUAUUGACUUCAGAACCUAUAUUUCACUGUCGCCAGGAGGACAUCAAAACAAGUAAUCCUUUUCAUCAUGAUCAGCUAGACCGCAUUUUCAGUGUAAUGGGAUUCCCUGCAGAUAAAGACUGGGAAGACAUAAGAAAGAUGCCAGAAUAUCCAACUCUUCAGAAAGAUUUUAGAAGAACAACAUAUGCCAAUAGUAGCCUCAUAAAAUACAUGGAGAAACACAAAGUCAAGCCUGACAGCAAAGUUUUUCUUUUGCUUCAGAAGCUUCUUACUAUGGACCCUACAAAGAGAAUUACCUCAGAGCAGGCUUUGCAGGACCCCUAUUUUCAAGAGGAUCCUCUGCCUACGUCAGAUGUAUUUGCUGGCUGUCAGAUUCCAUAUCCAAAAAGAGAAUUCCUCAAUGAAGAUGAACCUGAAGAGAAAGGGGAUAAGAAUCAGCAGCAGCAGAAUCAGCAUCAGCAGCAAACAGCACCUCAGCAGCAGGCGCAGGCAGCGCCGCAGCAGCCACAGCCGCAGCAGCAGAACAGCAGCCAGACCAACGGGACGGCGGCGGGCGCUGGCGGGGCAGGAGGGGGCGCAGGCGCGGGGCUCCAGCACAGCCAGGACUCCAGCCUCAGCCAGGUGCCUCCGAACAAGAAACCACGCAUAGGGCCUUCAGGCACUAACUCAGGCGGGCCUGUCAUGCCUUCAGAUUAUCAGCACUCCAGCUCGCGCCUGAGUUACCAAAGCAACAUUCAGGGAUCUUCUCAGUCCCAGAGUACAAUGGGCUAUUCCACAUCGUCUCAGCAGAGCUCUCAGUAUCACCAAUCUCAUCAGUCUCACAGGUACUGAGGGGCCUGGCAGGCUGCACUCAGAAAGGAAUGGACUAGAAGCCAGAAGACUCCAGCAAUAUGAAGUUCAUAAUGAUGAGAAGACCAAAAAUACAAACUAUGAUGCAGAAUUAAAAUUCAUGAUGAUAAAAGGAAAACUUCACUCACUGAAGAUUUCCCCCAUCCCUACCCCAUCCCCUUCCCUUUAUUGCCAUAAAGGAGAUUCUUGUGAAGUUUUCCUUCCUUCCUGCCCUUGCAUGUGCUCCAUUGUGGUUACUCUAAUGAACCCUUCUGAUCUGAACCCAGCACUUAACUUCUUUAUCCUUUGGAAUUUUGAAGGAUUCCUGGUGCACCUUCCUUAUGCUGUAGUGAUUGCCAUAAAUCUGUCUUUUCAAUCUCUUUGAUGGGAUUUUAAAGUUUUAAAAUCUUGAACUCCCAGGCUUUCAAGCUUGUAAAUAGUUAGUUUUGUACUAGGCAAACCAGUUUAGCUAUACAGGUAUAUUGCACCUUUUUAAAGCACUAUGUUAUUUUCACAGGAUAUUACUGUUUUGCUCAUGGAUGUCAAGAACAGCAAAAUUUUACUGUUCCAGAGUAUUUUACUAUUCUGUUUUUAUUAGUCUAGUUUUCAGGCAAAGUAUUAAAAAUAAAAAAUUUUAAAAAUUAAUAAAAUGAAAAAAAGAAAAAUGAAAAAAGAAAAAAAACCACCCAAGUCUCUGCAGCAACAGAUAUGCUUCAUGCUACUGGACUGAACGCCAAACAGAAGAUUGCUGAUAUUUCUUAACUCAUUCACAUUGAAUUCUUGAAAUCACAGUGAUCAUGCUCUGACUAGUUUUAAAUUAAGCAUUACUUUAAGUGAAACCAGGACAGUCACAUAAAAAGGAGAUGCUUUCAGGAUCUGUUGGAACAGAAGAAUGGAAUGUCUUCCCAGGCUGGACACCAAAAUAGUCAGGAAAAUGUAUUUACUGCCCUCAAGUCUCAGUAGGAAUGUGGAUGACAGGCUUUUUCUGUAUUUCUGUGAAGUAGCUUAUUAAUGUGUGUGAGAGUUCUAUAAAUUUAGCUUUCUUUCACAUUCCAGAGUCAGUUCUCAAAAUGUAAAGGUGACAGAAAUACUAAGACUUGCAAAAACAAAUGCAUUUAAUCAUUUUAUGUUAGAAUUUAUAAUUAAGAGAAAUUAUUGUGCAGUUUGAAAAGCAUGUUCCUGUUUCUUGUUUAUAAUGCAUAUUCUGUGUCCCUCACAUUGCUGUGAUUAACCAGAUUAGUUACACCAGAUGCGCCUGAUUGCACUGAAAUGUUUCUUUUUCCCUAGAGCAAACAUGUUUUGAUUGUGCCUAAGGGACUGUAAGUGGAUGGGUAGCUGGCAGAAAAUCCCUAGUAAUUAAGCAAGAGUUCAGAAGCAUAAUCAGAGGAUUAUUGUCCAACUUCUGGAACCACAGUUAUUCAGAGAGACACAACAUGUAAUUUGGGACAGCUUCGUUUUUGCUUCAGCCUUCAGAAAUAAGGCUGACUCCUGUGGCAGAAAGCCUAGAGGAAUGCAUUUAGAAAGCUACUGGCAGUGUAACAUCAGACAGCUUCUACAGCUGAUGUCCAGAGAAGAGGUGACAGUUCAGGUGUAAAUGGUCAGUGGUAACAGGUUUUUGUACUGCAGGUUAUUCUCUUCUGUCCCAUGCCCACACACACAAAAAAAAUGGUAUACCCAUGCACAUUCCAUUCCCACUGAAGUUGUGAUCAGAUGUAGCAAGAUGAGUAGGUCUGUUUGCUCUGAGGAAAAUGCUUUUCAUCACAUAUAUGGUUCUACUGGAUUUGAUCUCCCAGUCAUCUUUAGUGCCCCCUUCCUCCUCAAACUCAUGCUGUGUUCCUGCUUUCUGGAAGCAGUUGGCUUGCUUUGGCCAUACCUACCAUCCUUUGAUUUUGACAACACCCAGCUGCUCCAGAAAAGCAGCUAAAACCUGCUUUUGUCAUCAAAUGGAUAAGAAGGUGGUGAAAAACUAAAUGAAGCAAUUGAAGGGAAAAAUUAUUUCUGGGGAAAAAUAAUCUCCCAAAGGAUAUUUUCAAUAUAUAACCCUUGAAAUGCUACAUUUUAUACAUCCUGUAGUACUCUGAAAGGACAGGUUUUAAUUGUUCCUUUAUUUAAGUGACUGUGGAGUGACAAUUCUUUCUGUCUCCCCCCCUUACUGAUGUUAGGAUGAGGUACUUUUGAUCAAAUGGAUAUUUGGCCAAUGCUAUUAAGUAACACUUCUUUUAUACUUCUGCGAUUUGAAUGUCGCAUUUCUGGAAAUUAACUUAUGGCAGAGUGAUUUUUGUCCCCUUGUGUUCUUUUCAUCCGUCUAUUCUCUCAGAAUUAUUUUGUCUUUUCUACUACAGUUAUCUAACAUUUCUUUUCCCUGCUGUGACUUGCAGCUGAUCAUCAAAAUUCAUACAAGAUCAGGAGGUGGCAGGGGACCACUGGUUAAUUAAGGUGGGCUCUUGUGCCAAUAAGGCAAAAUCAUGGUGUAGAUUAAUCUCUAUGUAGAGUGUGAAACUUCACAGCAAUGUAAGGUGCUUUAAUUGAGUGAACUUCCAGCUUCUAGAGUGACUGCCAACAACCUCUCUCAGCUGUAUUUAGCUUUCUUGUCUUGGUUGGGUUGAUAGAUGACCACAUGCCACUCCUCUCUCUAGCUUUUAUGUGCACAGGUGAAGCCGAGCUGACUUCUUCUGUUCCUCCAAAUUCACAACUGGGAGGAGAGGGAAUAAAAGCAACAGCACUGGCUGCAAAAUGUAGGCUCUGCACACUCUUGUAGUUUCUUCCUGGGGGUGAAAUAAUUUGCCUUUUCUUGGGAGCUUGAUGCAUGCUGCCAGGGUUGGUGGCAGUCAUAGUGGAAGAAGCCUUGAUGCCUAGGAAAAAACUCUCUGCUUUUGGAAGUGAAUUGUGCAGUUUGUUGUGGGAAACCAGGACUGUGUCAUUUUUAUGGGUUUUUUUUUGGCCUGUGCAGUUUCUUUAUUACUCAGCUCUGUCUCUGCCCAUAACCUACAGACUCUCAGCAAAGUGUUUCACACCUCUACUGAGAGGCGCAGAGCUGGCUUCUCCAUCCUGGUGAGAGAACAGGCUGCCGAGCACAACUUUUCACGUCGUGGCUCAGAGGAAACAAACAUGUGGGGAAUGAGCAGCCUGGUCCGCGUUGGGGAAGUUUAUGUAGCACAAACUGCACAAUGAAGGAAAAAUAAUAGGGAAAGCUGCAACUCCUGCACUGUAUCUGUGACACUGUAUCUGGGGAGGGGGAGGGAAGCGCAUUCGUAGCGGGAGGGGUGGCGGGAAGCUAGAAGUGUUCAAAUAUGUAUGAUAUUUUAUAUAAACAUAAUAAGCUUAGUUCCCCUUCAUAAUCUUCAGGAAUGGUACUUUAACACCAUUAAGUAAAGAAUUGUUUUAGGAUUAAAUAAAUGUAUUGUACAUAAGGCCAUACGUAAUCUUCUAAAAAUGUCGCCAGACAGGAGCGAUGUGUAUUACAAUAUGAAAAAAGUCCUUAAUGCACUGUUAUCUCCUAAAUAUUUAGUAGUAAAUUAAUACUAUUUAAUUUUUUUAAAAAUUUGUCUUGUGUAGACACUAAAAAGUAUUACACAAAAUCUGGACAGAACAUGUCCUUUUUAACAGCAAUUUAAAGAACUUUUUAUAUAUGUAAGGUAGUAACUUUUCAAAUUGUUCUAGUUGUAUAUUCCCAUGUUUACUAUUUGUGGAAGUGUGCCUGUCUCUUCUCAGUUAUUUUUUUUUCCUAAUAAUUUCAUGCACGCAUCUUUCAUUUUUGUAGUUUCCAUUAGAAAUUACUGUGUAUGCGCCUGGUGCUGCCACAAAACUUUCCUGCUCUAGAUCUGUGGUGGCUGCAUUCGGUAGUGCCCAUGCCAAUGGGCUACCAAAACCACGAAGCAAAUACUUGUUUCUCAUUCUAGAGUUGAGAGUUUACUGCUUUUAAGUUGUCCUGAUGUCACUCUUGAAAUGACUGUUAAAACUAAGCUAUGAGUUCAUUGCAUUUAUUUUAUAUUCUUGGUUGUAAUGAAAUGGAAUUGACUUUGCUUCAGUGUGAAUUUUUUUAAUAAAAUAAUAUACAUUUGUAAUAAUAAUAAAAAGUUUAAAUCAAAUAAGCGUGCAGAAAAGUUUUGUAAACAUCAACUUUGGGCUACCAGUAGGGAAAAUUUAGCCCACAAAAUUGCAGUUGUAAUUCUGUUCAGGAUGUUUAUGAUAUCAUACACCACAGAAAACAAAGCUUGCAAAGCUUCAGGGUUGAAAUUACAGUUUUUAAAAUGCCCACGAGAAUAUUCACAGCUAUGUGUCUAUCAAAAUAGAAUGAAGCUUUAUGGAAAGCAGGAUUGAUGGAGUGUUCUCUUAAGUUUUGCUCUCCACUUGUAAGCGUACAGAUCUGCCACACUGAUGGCACUUGCUGAGAUUCAUUAUAACUUGCAAGACAAUCCUGUAGAUGCAUCUUCUGAAAAAGAAAGCUGUUUUACUCUGUUCUGGAAAGAAAUGCUUUCCUGUUUUCUUCGCCUGCUGGAUAUUGGAGCAGUUCAAGUAUUUCAGGUGGUAACAUGGAAAGUGUGAGCUAGAGCAUUAUUGGUGGGUUUUCACAAUGGGAUUUUGUGUGCUUUGCUAGUCUGUGUGUUUCUGUUCCAUCUAACUUUUAUUGAAUGGAUUGAUGGAAUGGAAUGGAUGGAUGGAUGGAUGACUUCUUCCAAAAAUCCCACUUGUCUUUAUCGUAAGAGUUGUAUGGGUAAGAACAGUUGGGAUUUACUUGCACUGCCCAUUGCCUUAAGAAAGAGGCUUUGUUUUUUGAUGUGCCUGUUACACAAGGGUGGGAAUAGGAGUGGCCUUUUGACAAAAAGCUUAGUCUGCAUCUCUGACACCUCAAGACAGAGCUGUUCCUUCAGCCUCAAUGCAACUGAAUAUUCCCAACUCUGUAACCCCCAGGGUUUCUGCUUCUGGUGUCCUUUUGUUGAUACAAUUGUGCUUAGUAAACAGCUUUGACUUGCAUGUUUCUGAAACCUCCUAUGCCAGCUCUGUCUCAAUCUCCAUUCUUUUACAGCACAUCUCUCUAUUUUUCCUACCUGCUCGUUCAGUUUACAGUCUAAUCCAGUCUGAUCAUACUGAUCUAGAUUAAUGGUGUUCCUUUUUUGUCCUCGACAGCUAAACAACUUUGAUUUCACAGCCACUGAGAAAGUUGCAGAGUGGGUUGUUUAUUAGUCUUUUGCUUUGACUUGUUGCUUCUUGCUCUGUGUUAUUGCCCUGGCUCUGCCAUCUCUGUUGCAUUAGUUGUAAAGCUUCUCUCUUCACUUGCUCAUGACUGCCAAACUUUUGUUUGGCAGUUACGCUAUCCCUCUUACUGUUACGCUAUCCCUCUUACUGAAAUCAAGACGUUAGGUAAGUUGCCUCUUGGUCUCGUUGUCCCACCAGGUCAGCCUUUGCACCCUUAAUUUUUAGUCUUCUAAACAAGCAUUUGUAGGCUCUUUUUCCAAUUGCCCACUGUUUCUGAAGAGAUGUUGCAUAUAAUUCUGAAAAAUUCGCUCCUUGGUGUUUUCUGCAUCCCUCAUUAAAACCCCUUGGCAUUGAUGUAUACAGAAGUUUAGUAUUUUAUGCUACUGGUGGGCAAGGAGUCAUAUCUAUUGUGUAAAUGAAAGCUGCUCCAGUGUUCACUUUGCCUUCCAGUCUGUCUGCAUCCAUCAUAUCCCUGCAUGCUCCUUGCAAGCUCCCUUGUGACAAGAACAGUCAUUUUGUUCUGAAUACAGUAGUUUCAUGACUGGGGCUUGCAGCUCUCUGGAAUAUGAAUAAUAAUCACUGCAAUAUCAUGGUGUUUUACUGCUGGACAAUACACAGUAGUAGUGUUGCCACUUUCCAUGUGCUAUUUCAACACAAGAAGCAUCAUGUUAGUGCCAAACACCAAUUUAACAUGGCUAAUCACAGAACCUGAGCAAGCAUUGUUCCAAUAGCUAGCAAAGGUUAAUGAUGGUGUUCUUGUAAUGUUGUUUUAACAGGUAGGUUCUGCUUUUUUACUUUCCAGGGAGCUUCAUAUCCUUGUUUGCGAUCACAGAAAAAAAUCCAGAAACUUUGGCUUAUAUUGGUGGUUUUAUAGUAAUUUAGAAAAUUAUUAUUGCAUAAUUGCUACAAUUAUUUUUUUCAUUUGCAAGAAAUAUUUAUUAGAACAGCAGUUAUUGAGGUAGAUUAAAAUCACCAACAAGGUUAUGAAAGAUAUGUGUACAGUCAUAGCUGAGCUGCUGAAACUGCUGGGGGAGUACCACAACUGUUAUGUAACAGAUUGCCAAGUUAAUCCGGAGUAGGUGUUUAAAAAAAUUAUUAUUGUUGUUAUUAUUACUAUCAUUGUUAUUGCAAGUCUGAAAGUAAUACCAACCUACCUAAUAUUUUUUAUGUAAUGUACUUACUUUGGAAUAGGGUCAAUAUUUCCAGCUUGGUGUAUUGGCAUAUUGCUAUGUGUAUUGUAGGGUCUGUAACAAGCCAUUUCUAUGAUUAUUUUGUGUGUUCUCUGAAUUGUUAUAAAGAGGACAGACAGCCUGAGAGUAUUUAGCUCCUACAUGUGCAUUGCAUGCACAGAACAUGUGGCUAAAUGAAGUAUUCAGCAAUACAUUAACUUAGCUAAAAUGUCUUAUGAUGUUGUUCAGUAAGAAGUUGUUUGAAUAAAGCUGGUAUAUUAAAUUAUUACAGAAA